Molecule: messenger RNA, 366 nt
Organism: Camellia sinensis
Lineage: Eukaryota; Viridiplantae; Streptophyta; Magnoliopsida; Ericales; Theaceae
Source: RefSeq, a predicted model, not a curated record
AUGGCUCCAUCUGGUAGAAGAUCAACAAGAAGAAUAACAAGAAAACCUAGAGGAAGCCAGUACAAGAAGCUGCUUGACCGGUCCCAAAAUGAAGAAGCUUCUGUGGAUUUGGCUGCUAAGUCCUCCUCCACCACCACCACCACCACCACCGAUGGUGGUGUUGAUGUCACCACCAGUGGCUGCUCCACUCCUAAAGGCCAGCGAUUUCAGAUACCGGAGAUUUCAACAUGUCCUCCGGCACCAAAGAAGCAAAGAGUUCUUUCAAAUUGUUCAUUGAGAAGAACCCCCAUAGCCUUCUUUGCUCCUCCAGAUUUAGAGCUCUUCUUUUUCUUUGCUUUGCGCGAUGUUCCGAGACAUAGAGUUUGA